AUGGAACGAGCAAACGGGGAGCUUCCCAAUGUCACAGGCUCCUCCAACCAACCCAGAAUCAACAUCCUGCUGAUAAACCCAAACGCAACAGAAUACAUGACAACGGACUGUUUAAAUGCCAUUGCGCCUACACUGCCCUUAGGCGUUACAGUCCACGGAUUCACCGCUCCACAUCCCGCGCCGACAGCAAUCGAAUCCCAGACAGACGCAGUACUGUCCACUGCAGCGUGCAUCCGGGCAAUCAAGCCAAUAGCAAAAGACUACGACGCUUUUCUUGUUGCCUGCUUCCGAGAACAUCCACUUAUCAGCGUCCUGAAAGAAGAGUUCUCACAGCCCGUUCUCGGGAUCAUGGAAGCCGCGAUGUAUGCGGCGCGAAUGCUGGGAAAUAAGAUGGGAAUCGUGUGCAUGUCCGACCGAUCCGUGAUGGCCCAUCCACGCACUGUUUCUGCAUAUGGAUUCUCAGACUAUUUUGCAGGGUGUGAAUCCGUGAAGCUGGGUGUACUGGAGCUGGACUCCGAGCCGAAGGCCGAUGUGCAUGCGAAUUUGACCGAGAAGAUUCGUCAUCUUGUUGAGGGUCGAGGUGCUGAUUGUGUUCUCUUGGGUUGUGCAGGGAUGGCGGAGAUGCGGGAGAUUUGCAAGAGUGCUGUGGAAGGGACUGGAGCGAGGGUUUUGGAUGGUGUCGCUUUAGGAGUGCAGUUCCUUGUCGGCUUGGUGAGAGAAGAUCUUUCGACGGCUAAAUCAGGGGUAUAUCGAGAUUCUGGCGCGGAUAGGGCGAAGCGCAAUCAAGGUUGGCUUUGA
Messenger RNA from Penicillium verhagenii, 798 nucleotides. Its product is annotated as aspartate/glutamate racemase family protein. The transcript has a single exon. The record is from RefSeq and is a predicted model, not a curated record. Bases 1 to 798 code for a protein of 265 amino acids. Lineage: Eukaryota; Fungi; Ascomycota; Eurotiomycetes; Eurotiales; Aspergillaceae.